Molecule: messenger RNA, 2643 nt
Organism: Paramecium sonneborni
Lineage: Eukaryota; Ciliophora; Oligohymenophorea; Peniculida; Parameciidae
Source: the annotation of a GenBank genome assembly
CAAGCUGAUGCUUCAAUCUCUCCAGAACCCUAAAGUUAGAAAAAUAAUAGAGGAUGUUAUAGGAGGUUGUGAUUAGUAAACAGCUACUCUUCUUGAUCUAUCUUGUGUACAUCUUUACACUUGUGAAGAAGGAAAACACAAAUUUCAUCAUUGUAGAGUUCAAGGAAUUUUAGCACUUCUAAUUGAUAGAAGGGAAGGAAAAGUAUAUAAUAUUUCAUUGUAAUAGGCAUUCUAUUUAAGAAUAUAUGAUCCAGCUUCCCUUGAAGUUAGAUUCUCUGCUGAAUUAUACUUUGGAUUUGUAGAUAGUUGGGCUCCAGUCAGAGGAUUCAAUAAUUUUUAUGCUUUUUAAGUUAGCAAAGGUUUUGUAGGGAUGCUUUUUGUAAAUGAAUAAGAAGCUUAGAGAUUAACAUAAAAAAUUAAAUAAUAUGCUCCAUCAAAAAAAGAUCUAGAGAAAUUGAAUUUAAAAAUAAAAGAAGAAGAAAAAUAAUUAAAGGCUUAUUUAUAAUAAGAGAAGGAGAAAGAUUCAUUUUCUCAAUAAUUUAUGGCAUUUUUUGGUAAAGAAAAAAUUGAAAAAGUAUAAAUUAAAAUUAUCUAUUAAGCCUAUUAAAAUUGGAACACCUUAGAAUGUUUAAAGAAAUGCUCUUUCUUUGAAUGUGGAAACUGGAGAAAUUGAUAUAGAAAAAUUGCCACCUGUACUAAUAGAGGUAUUUUUGAAUGCAGGGAUUACAAAAAAGGAUCUUUAAGAUAAAGCAAAAGCAAAAGAGAUAUUUAAAACAAUAGCUCGAUUUAGUGAGAAAGUUUAAUAAAAUCCAGUAUCUUAUAUUAAUAAAUUUAGACAAAUCAAUUAAAUUAGUAAAAUAAAAAUUAAGCUAAACCUUAACAAUAAGUUACAACUCAGCCUUCUUAAAAAUAAAAUCCAACUUAACCAUAAUAAUAAUAAUAAUAAUAAUAAUAAUAAUAAUAAUAGUAAUAAAAGCCUUAAAAUUCAAAUACAAAUAAAGGUGCUCCUCCUCCUCCACCUCCUCCACCUCCACCACCUCCACCUCCUCCUCCACCACCUNUAAUAAUGUAGAUAAAAUACAAGGUUUUUUAAACGGAGUUAAUUAUUUAUUUUUAUUCUAUAUUUUGUUUAUAAUUUAUUGCGCAAUCAAGCUGAUGCUUCAAUCUCUCCAGAACCCUAAAGUUAGAAAAAUAAUAGAGGAUGUUAUAGGAGGUUGUGAUUAGUAAACAGCUACUCUUCUUGAUCUAUCUUGUGUACAUCUUUACACUUGUGAAGAAGGAAAACACAAAUUUCAUCAUUGUAGAGUUCAAGGAAUUUUAGCACUUCUAAUUGAUAGAAGGGAAGGAAAAGUAUAUAAUAUUUCAUUGUAAUAGGCAUUCUAUUUAAGAAUAUAUGAUCCAGCUUCCCUUGAAGUUAGAUUCUCUGCUGAAUUAUACUUUGGAUUUGUAGAUAGUUGGGCUCCAGUCAGAGGAUUCAAUAAUUUUUAUGCUUUUUAAGUUAGCAAAGGUUUUGUAGGGAUGCUUUUUGUAAAUGAAUAAGAAGCUUAGAGAUUAACAUAAAAAAUUAAAUAAUAUGCUCCAUCAAAAAAAGAUCUAGAGAAAUUGAAUUUAAAAAUAAAAGAAGAAGAAAAAUAAUUAAAGGCUUAUUUAUAAUAAGAGAAGGAGAAAGAUUCAUUUUCUCAAUAAUUUAUGGCAUUUUUUGGUAAAGAAAAAAUUGAAAAAGUAUAAAUUAAAAUUAUCUAUUAAGCCUAUUAAAAUUGGAACACCUUAGAAUGUUUAAAGAAAUGCUCUUUCUUUGAAUGUGGAAACUGGAGAAAUUGAUAUAGAAAAAUUGCCACCUGUACUAAUAGAGGUAUUUUUGAAUGCAGGGAUUACAAAAAAGGAUCUUUAAGAUAAAGCAAAAGCAAAAGAGAUAUUUAAAACAAUAGCUCGAUUUAGUGAGAAAGUUUAAUAAAAUCCAGUAUCUUAUAUUAAUAAAUUUAGACAAAUCAAUUAAAUUAGUAAAAUAAAAAUUAAGCUAAACCUUAACAAUAAGUUACAACUCAGCCUUCUUAAAAAUAAAAUCCAACUUAACCAUAAUAAUAAUAAUAAUAAUAAUAAUAAUAAUAAUAAUAGUAAUAAAAGCCUUAAAAUUCAAAUACAAAUAAAGGUGCUCCUCCUCCUCCACCUCCUCCACCUCCACCACCUCCACCUCCUCCUCCACCACCUCCUCCCCCUCCUCCACCUCCUCCUCCACCACGUUAAGGAGGUGGUAAACCUGCAGCACCAAAACCUGUAGCACCAAAACCUCCAUCAAAUACAUAAAUGUAAAAACCUUAAAAUCCAUAAAUCAAUCCUGUUCAAAAACCUAUAUAACCAAGCCAAAAUUCAAAUCUGUAAUAAAAUUUAGUCACCAAAUCUUAAUAAUAACCAUAGCCUCCUUCUAUUUUAAAGAGUUAAAAUGAUAAAAAUAACCUUACAAAAGAAAUUGAAAACUCAACAGGAUAUAAAGUUUAAGGUCACGAUAUUAAAAUGGAUAUUGGCAAUUUGAAUGCUAAGGAUAAAGAGGAUUUAUCUAUUAUGCUUGAGGCUAAUGUAAAAAAUAGAAAGGUUACCUAUGUUAGAAGAAAAAGUAGUAGUGAAAGUGGUUGGAGUGAUGAUUGA